Messenger RNA from Lichtheimia ornata, 567 nucleotides. RefSeq lists its product as uncharacterized. Lineage: Eukaryota; Fungi; Mucoromycota; Mucoromycetes; Mucorales; Lichtheimiaceae. The record is from RefSeq and is a predicted model, not a curated record. Bases 1 to 567 code for a protein of 188 amino acids. The transcript is spliced from 6 exons.
AUGGACGCUCCCAUCGUGUACUACAACCGUGCAGAAUACAUUGAAACGGAUACAGGCAACAAGGUUUCCCGCGCAUCCGUCAUUUGUGGUAGUCAAAACAUUAUCCUUGGAGGCAAGACUAUUAUACAAACCGAAUGUGUGAUUCGCGGUGAUCUUCGGCGGACGGGUGGUGGCCAUGCUGUUGUAGUUGCUAUUGGACGCUAUUGCCUUCUUUCCAAGGGAUCUAUUAUACGACCACCUUACAAGACUUACAAAGGCAUUUUCAGCUAUUAUCCUAUGAAGAUUGGUGAUCAUGUUACUAUUGGCGAGGGAAGCAUCAUUGAAGCUGCCACCAUCGGCUCGUAUGUGACCAUAGGAAAAAACUGCAUCAUUGGCCGGUUUGCCAUCAUCAAAGAUUGCUGUUGCAUUACCGACAAUACUGUGAUCCCGCCUAAUACUGUAGUGCCUUCAUUUUCGGUGUACUCUGGAUCACCAGGUACAUUUCAAGAUGAAUUACCAGAAUGCACUCAGGAAUUAUACGAAAAGAGGACAAAAGACUAUUAUGCAAAGUUUACAGCCAAAGAUUGA